CUAUAGCUUCUGCCAGGUCUGCAGUGUACCCUGAAGUGCAACGGCGGCAAAUGCAAAGGAUGCAGGCAACUAUGUCGUGCUUACCAUCUGGCUGGUGGAUCAGAGAUGUGAUGUGCUGAAAGGCGGCUCUGCUGCUUUCACUGCAUCUAGCCUGGCCGUGUACUGGAUUUGCGAUAUGUACGGAGUACGUGCAGUGCAGCACUUCCGUAUACACUACCACAUACAAAGAUGCCUUACAAUUCUGCAUCGCGCUGGGUUGAAUAAUGCCAAAAGUCUAGCCACCGGAGAUCAGUCUAUGCCAAAUACUCAGAGACUGGGUUUGUUUGCGGCCCCCAACGAUGCUGAAGAGCGACAAUGCAGCGGGUCAAAACAGCCGUGUAAGAUGCUUGUCUGCCGGGGACGAAUAUAUUGCCCUUCCCCGGCUAUCCAGCAAGAUAAGGCGCCACGGCUCAUGAAUAGACUAGCGGUGAGGACGUGGGAAUUGUACGUAGGAAUAAUUAGUAUUUCAACUUUGAAACAAAUAGCAAGGGAACUCAUAUUUCAAACGAGAACCACAUAUGGAGUGUUCAAGGCGAAGUCUUCUUUCUUCAACGAAGGAAUGAGCGUUGAGAAUGAUCGCCUGAGCAAGUGGAUGUUGAGGUUGGACGAGAGGGCGCUAGAAAAUGCAGCGUACACCGAGACACCACCAGGAGGACUAGUGGAUGAGGGCAUGAUGUGAGAUGACAAGCAGUGGUGGAAGUUUGACGAGGGCCAA
Messenger RNA from Aaosphaeria arxii CBS 175.79, 754 nucleotides. RefSeq lists its product as uncharacterized. Bases 176 to 718 code for a protein of 180 amino acids. The record is from RefSeq and is a predicted model, not a curated record. The transcript has a single exon. NCBI's taxonomy places the organism in Eukaryota, Fungi, Ascomycota, Dothideomycetes, Pleosporales.